UUCCUAACCUCCAAAAACACUCAGCAUCUCUAUCCCACACGGCCUGCACCACACCGAGCAUUGCCACAUUGUCAAGACGGUCCUUUCUGAUGGCUAUCUCAAAGCUCUCGGCAGCUGCCCUCUUUACAACGACCAGCCCAAAAACUCUUGCUAUGGUCACCGAGUUGGCUGCUGGCGAGCCAUGCGUAUUCGCCUCUAUCGUACUUUUGUAGUGGCAUGCACCGUGCGCCUUGACCAGUUUCGCGCCGUCCAGGCCGAGCAGUCUGUCGAAGACAUGAUGGCUAAUCUCGGUAAUUUGGGCCGUGUUUUUGAAGGCGGUUACUCUGACUCUCGUUUUAUUUGCAGCUGCUUCCCAGGCGUCAAGAAGAUCUUCGCCCUCAAGGCUGGCCAUGUCGACACCACCCCUGUCGCCCACGGUGUGGCUUUUGAUACCUGGUGGGAGUUGAUCGGCGAGGAGGCCUGCCCAGCCCAGACUGAGGAGACCUUUGAAGACCCAACUGCCAUGCUGGAGCAUGCUAUGAACUCGAUGGAAUUUUCGGGUGCGUGGGACGAGCUCGUUGACAAGAUGGAGCAGUUUGGCGAGGGGGACAUGGAAAUGACUGGAUGAUUUGAAUAGGGGCGUGGGAAACGUUUGCGAGAGGCUAUUUGGCGAUGACAAUUGUCGACAUCUGGAUAUGUCUGGCAACUGAGCUGUUAGACGAGAUCUGAGGUCCGUAAUUGCUUACCUGUUUUGCUCUUCAAUCUAGUCUUUCUUUGCAUUAUUGAGUCUC
Emericellopsis atlantica is the source of this 770-nucleotide messenger RNA. RefSeq lists its product as uncharacterized. The transcript is spliced from 2 exons. NCBI's taxonomy places the organism in Eukaryota, Fungi, Ascomycota, Sordariomycetes, Hypocreales, Bionectriaceae. Bases 182 to 607 code for a protein of 141 amino acids. The record is from RefSeq and is a predicted model, not a curated record.